AAGAUUGCAAUUACUUUUCGCGAGGUGCGGUUMGGGAUUCUCACGUUGAUGGUUGCAAGGGGAGUAGUUCGUGUUCCUAGAGAGUGAAACUGUUCUAGGGAAGGAAAGUGUUGGAGUAACCAACCGUAGACUUCAUAAAGGCGCAAACAAGAGAGGGUAGUUUUGAAACACAGAACGGGUCUGCUUUUUUUUUUCUCUUGGAUAGAAGAGCGGACUUAAGUUUUCAUCAUGCCGGUUUUUCACACUAAAACGAUAGAAAGUAUCCUAGAGCCGGUGGCUCAGCAGAUAUCCCAUCUGGUGAUAAUGCACGAAGAAGGUGAGGUGGACGGGAAAGCUAUCCCGGAUCUCACCGCACCCGUGGCUGCCGUGCAGGCGGCUGUCAGCAACCUGGUUCGGGUGGGGAAAGACACUGUCCAGACUACYGAGGACCAGAUAAUGAAGAGAGAUAUGCCUCCAGCUUUCAUCAAGGUGGAGACUGCAUGUACCAAGCUGGUGCAGGCAGCAUCUAUGUUGAAAGCAGACCCUUACUCCGUCCCCGCUCGAGAUUACCUCAUCGACGGCUCCCGGGGCAUCCUCUCUGGCACAUCGGACCUGCUGCUGACCUUCGACGAGGCUGAGGUUCGUAAAAUAAUUCGUGUCUGCAAAGGUAUCCUGGAGUACCUAACCGUGGCAGAGGUAGUGGAAUCUAUGGAGGACCUGAUCACAUACACAAAGAACCUGGGACCAGGGAUGACAAAGAUGGCAAAGAUGAUUGACGAGCGACAGCAGGAGUUGACCCACCAGGAACACCGCGUGAUGCUGGUCAACUCCAUGAACACAGUCAAAGAGCUGCUGCCUGUACUCAUCUCAGGUAUCAAGAUCUUUGUAACGACCAAGACGUCCGGCAGCCAGGGAGUAGAGGAGUCUCUGAAGAACAGGAACUUCACCUUUGAAAAGAUGAGCGCUGAGAUCAACGAGAUCAUUAGGGUGCUGCAGCUCACUUCCUGGGACGAAGACUCCUGGGCCAAUAAGAAGGAUACAGAGGCCAUGAAGAGAGCUCUGGCACUCAUCGACUCUAAGAUGACCCAGGCCAAGAGCUGGCUGGGGGAUCCCAACGCCCAACAAGGGGARGCAGGAGAACAGGCCAUCCGUCAGAUCCUGGAUGAGGCUGGGAAGGUGGGAGAGCUGUGUGCUGGGAYGGAGCGGAGGGAUAUCCUGGGCACUGCCAAAACCCUGGGSCAGAUCACUGACCAGGUGUCUGAGAUGAGGGCCAGGGGUCAGGGGGCAUCUCCUGCAGCCAUGCAGAAGGCCCAACAGGUCUCCCAGGGCCUGGACAUUCUCACGGGAAAGGUGGAAAAUGCAGCCCGGAAAUUGGAGGCCAUGACCAACUCCAAACAGGUCAUCGCCAAGAAGAUCGACGCUGCUCAGAACUGGCUCGCAGACCCCAACGGUGGUCCUGAGGGAGAAGAGAACAUCCGAGCCCUCCUGACUGAGGCCAAGAAGAUCGCUGACAUGUGUGAAGACCCCAAGGAGAGAGAUGACAUCCUGAGGUCCAUCGGAGAGAUGGCUGCUCUCACCGCCAAGCUCUCUGAGCUCCGGAGACAGGGUAGAGGAGAUACUCCGGAGGCCAGGGCAUUGGCCAAACAGAUAGCCACGGCUCUGCAGAACCUGCAGUCGAAGACCAACAAGGCUGUAGCCAACAGCAGGCCUGCUAAGGCAGCAGUCCACCUGGAAGGGAAGAUAGAACAGGCCCAGAGCUGGAUGGAGAACCCUACCAUUGAUGACGGUGGAGUGGGCCAGGCAGCUAUCCGGGGUCUGGUGGCAGAGGGUCGUCGUCUGGCUAACGCCCUGCCAGGUCCCUAUAGACAGGAGCUGCUGGGGAAGUGUGAGCAGGUGGAACAGUUGAUGGCCCAGCUAGCCAACCUGGCUGCCAGGGGCGAGGGAGAGUCGCCACAAGCACGUGCCGUGGCUCAGCAGCUCCAGGAGACCCUGAAGGACCUCAAAGAAAAGAUGCAGGAAGCUAUGACUCACGAAGUGUCGGACAUCUUCAGCGACACGACCACUCCCAUCAAACUACUCGCUGUGGCCUCCACCGCCCCGUCCGAUGCCCCUAACAGGGACGAGGUGUUUGACGAGAGGGCGGCCAACUUUGAGAACCAUGCCAACAAGCUGGGUGCCACGGCAGAAAAGGCUGCCGCUGUAGGAACAGCUAACAAGAGCACUGUGGAGGGGAUCCAAGCUGCCGUCAAGUCUACAAGGGACCUGACACCACAGGUAGUCUCUGCAGCCCGUAUCCUUCUGAGAAACCCAGGCAACCAGGCUGCAUACGAGCACUUUGAGACCAUGAAGAACCAGUGGAUUGACAAUGUGGAGAAAAUGACAGGUUUGGUGGACGAGGCCAUAGACACCAAGUCUCUGUUGAAUGCCUCUGAGGAGGCCAUUAAGAAAGACCUGGAUAAGUGUCGUGUGGCCAUGGCUAACCACCAGCCCCAGAUGUUAGUGGCAGGGGCAACUAGCAUCGCCCGGCGGGCCAACCGGAUCCUCCUGGUGGCGAAACGGGAGGUGGAGAACUCUGAGGAUCCUAAGUUCAGAGAGAUAGUGAAGGCUGCAUCUGAUGAGCUCAGCCGGACUAUCUCUCCCAUGGUGAUGGACGCCAAGGCUGUGGCUGGGAACAUCACAGAUCCAAGUCUGCAGAAGGGCUUCCUGGACUCAGGCUAUCGAAUCCUGGGUGCCGUUGCCAUUGUGAGAGAUGCGUUCCAGCCACAGGAACCAGACUUCCCACCACCACCUCCUGAUCUGCAUCAGCUGCACGUCAGCGACGAGCCCGCCCCACCCAAACCCCCUCUCCCCGAGGGUGAGGUUCCUCCCCCCAGACCCCCUCCCCCAGAGGAGAAGGACGAGGACUUCCCAGAGCAGGUGUUGGGAGAGAUGGUGAGCGAGCCCAUGAUGAUGGCCGCCAGGCAGCUCCACGAGGAGGCCCGCAAGUGGUCUAGCAAGGGUAACGAUAUCAUCGGUGCAGCCAAGAGAAUGGCCCUGCUCAUGGCUGAGAUGUCCCGUCUGGUGCGCGGUGGCAGCGGGAACAAGCGUGCCCUCAUUCAGUGUGCCAAAGACAUCGCCAAGGCCUCAGACGAGGUCACGAGGCUGGCCAAGGAGGUGGCCAAGCAGUGCACAGACAAACGCAUCCGGACCAACCUGCUCCAGGUGUGUGAGCGGAUCCCCACCAUUAGCACACAGCUCAAGAUCCUCUCCACAGUCAAGGCCACCAUGUUGGGUCGUACCAACAUCAGCGAGGAGGAGUCAGAGCAGGCCACAGAGAUGUUGGUUCACAAUGCCCAGAACCUGAUGCAGUCUGUGAAGGAGACGGUUAGGGAGGCCGAGGCUGCCUCCAUCAAGAUCCGGACAGAUGCAGGCUUGACUCUCCACUGGAUCCGUAAGACACCCUGGUACCAAUAAGAAGAGACGGGCCAACUGUCUGUUCAACAACGUCCCAAAUGGCACUCUAUUCCCUAUGUAGGGCACUACUUUUGACUUGGGCUCAUGUCUGGUUAAAAGUAGUGUACUAAAUAGGGAAUACAGUAGGUUGCCAUUUGGGACACGGAUUAUUCUGUUCCUCUGCUCAAGGCCCAGCUUGUUAAGAAGAAAAAAACAUCCAGACCCUUUGAGCAAUAGAUUUGAUGGACACAUACAUACUAAUUCCAAGCUACAAUGAAUGAAAACCCUGCCUGGUUGGGGUAAAAAGAGUGAGUUAAUACUGAAUACACUAUUUAUCAGUCAAUGUCAAUCCCAUACCUGCCUGUAAAUGGUGUUUUUAGACUUCCUAGGUUUGUGUGUGUGUGUGUGUUAGAGGUUUGCUUUUCUUAUCCAGUAAGAUUAAAGGAGUACUAUUACCAGUCUCAUUUAAACAUACAGUAGCCCCAAGUCUAAGUAAAAAUUUGAACAUUAUUAAGAUUUGUCUUGGAAGAUGUUUGUAUGUCUUUAUACUGGUUCUUUAUUUCACUAUCUGCAUUGUGCAGUCGUUCACUGUUGCUAGGACAAAGCACAUCCAACUCAAUGGGAGUUGGUUCGAGCAUAUCGMUAUGCUGAGCUCUACACGCAAAUAUAUAUGAUUCAGUGGUUAUUAUGUCUGUUUACACUAUGUUCUAGAAACGGAAAAAUAAACACUAUUCCCUGUU
Molecule: messenger RNA, 4151 nt
Organism: Salvelinus sp. IW2-2015
Lineage: Eukaryota; Metazoa; Chordata; Actinopteri; Salmoniformes; Salmonidae
Source: RefSeq, a predicted model, not a curated record